Molecule: messenger RNA, 1677 nt
Organism: Papaver somniferum (opium poppy)
Lineage: Eukaryota; Viridiplantae; Streptophyta; Magnoliopsida; Ranunculales; Papaveraceae
Product: protein ENHANCED PSEUDOMONAS SUSCEPTIBILTY 1-like
Exons: 1
Coding region: 117-1526 (469 amino acids)
Source: RefSeq, a predicted model, not a curated record
AUACAUUAUUCAAUAAUCAAAUUUCAACUCGUCUUCACUUCUCAGCUGAAAACUCACAAUCUAUCUUUGAACCCCAUAGACAGAUUAUGUUUUGAUCGGCUUAGAAAGUUCUGAUCAUGUUCGAUCAGGAAACAGUCAAGUAUGUCUCAACCAGUUCAAUUGAACCAUCUACUCAUCCUAGCAGUCAGGGAGCAGCAGCAGAAACAACCAGAGUCGACAUAAUUGACUUAAAUCCAUGGGAUCUUAAAAUGCUUCAAUAUCCUUAUAUGCAAAGAGGAUUUCUUUUUACAGAUGAUACGGAGCACCACCAACAAGAAAAACCGGUAGAUGUCAUAAAUCACCUCAAAAAUUCUUUCACAGAGACACUUGAAUACUUUUAUCCUCUUUCCGGUCGACUUGCAAUUAGAAAACAUGAAGAUGAUGAUGAAGAAACCAGUAUCUCUAUCUACAUAGAUUGCAAAAACUCUACCGGUGCAGAAUUCAUUAAUGCUAUUGCAGACAUAACAGUAUCUGAUGUACUUGACUCAUCCUAUGCAGAUCCCUGUGUAGUGCACGAAUGUUUCCUUCCAUUUAACGGUGCGUUAAGCCAUGAAGGUCAAUCUCUUCCAUUACUUUCGGUGCAGGUAACUAAAUUGAUUGAUGGCAUAUUCAUAGGAUGCAGCAUGAAUCACUCUGUCUGUGAUGGAACAUCAUUUUGGCAUUUCAUUGCUUCAUGGGCAGCAAUAUCUAGAGGCGCUGCUUUGAAUCCUCCUAUCCUCGAACGCUGUUUUUACGACACUGAUUGCCCAAUUCGAAUCCCGAUCUCCACUUUCCAACUUCUUCCACAGAGAUAUUCUCAUAAGACUGGUCCACUCGAAGAGAGGAUCUUUCAAUUUCAGCAAGAAAGCAUUGCAAAAUUGAAAACAAAGGCUAAUUCAGAGAUCAGUGAGAUUAGUAUUACUGCUACUAUCUCGUCUUUGCAAGUGCUGUUUGCUCAUAUUUGGUUAGCCACGACUCGUGCAAGAAAAUCAAAUCCAAAUGAAGAGACGAGUUUUUGGUUAUCAAUCGGUAACAGAUCUAGAAUGAAUCCACCUUUGCCUGAAGCAUACUUUGGGAACUCCCUCCAGCAUGGUGUAGCGACUGCUAAGGCGGGUGAGUUGCUCGAUAAAGGACAUGGAUGGGCAGCUUUGUUGUUGAACCAAGUGAUCGUGUCUUACGAUGAUGAAAAAGUUCUAAAUGUUUGGAAAUCAUGGGUGGCGAGACCAGGUUUCAUGUUCACUGGUAAUGCUCCUCCGCCAAAGAACAUUUUGGUGUCAGUGGGAUCUCCAAGGUUCAAUGUGUAUGGCAAUGAUUUUGGUUGGGGCAAACCUGUUACUGUGCGGACUGGGCGCUCUAGCCACUACGACGGUAGGGUUAUUCCGAACCGUGGACUGGUUGAAGGGAGUAUAGACCUUGAAGUUUGUUUGUCUCGGGAGAUUAUGAAAGCUAUAGAGGAUGACAAAGAAUUCAUGGAUCCUGUCACCAUUUUUUCUCCUCCAAGUGUUUAACAGUGCGAUUAUGGCUUAUCCCUCAUUGACCUCGCCUUAUAAUAUUUGGUGAUAGCAAAAAUAAAAAGAAAGAUGACAUUAUCAUGGCAUUUACAAUCCUUGUUCAACAAACAAUUUGAAUCAAAUUAAAUUCGUGUAGUGGUAUGUGAUA